Molecule: messenger RNA, 7202 nt
Organism: Ceutorhynchus assimilis (cabbage seed weevil)
Lineage: Eukaryota; Metazoa; Arthropoda; Insecta; Coleoptera; Curculionidae
Source: the annotation of a GenBank genome assembly
UAAGAUUUUUAAUUAGCUGAUAAAACAAUAAAAUAUUGCAACAUAGUAAUUGACGCAUAUAUAGGGAUUGCGAAAUUUAUGAGUUAAUAGCAGAACAAUUUAAUAUUUUCAAUUUUAAACAAGUCAGUAAAAUCCAGGGUGAAAUCUAAUUUGAACUUACGUUUUAAAGCUGGAUAUUUAAUACUUCUGUCGAGACUUCUGUAAAUAUUUAUGAGUUGUAAGUAGGGAUAAGCAAAAAUGUAGAAAUUACUUUUUAUGAGUACCUAGUGAAAGUGUGACCUUACUUAAAUUAUUAGCAGCAAUCUUUUGUCUCAGAGAAGUCCUGUUUCAGAAGCCAUGAUUUUUAUAAGUGAAGCAGAAAUCGCCUCCCUUCUCACCUGGGAGGGGACCCUAAAAGCGACCGAAGCAGCCCUAAAAGCAGCUUCCAAUGGUACCUCUGCCAAAACUCAACGACUCUACACGCAAAUCCUGAAUACUCCCAAAUGGAUGAUAACGAUGCCUGGAUAUUUAGAGGACAGCAAAUACGGAGGUUGGGCUUGCAAAACUUUAACUGGAAAUCCUCAAAAUGUUAAUGGUCCAACUCUGAAUGCUAAUAUCAUGCUUUUUGAUGAGAGGAGUGGAGCACUUAAAACUGUUUUGUCUGGAACUGAAAUCACUAAUUGGAGGACAGCUGCAGCUUCAGCAGUGGCUACAAAAUAUCUACACUCACGAGUAUCCAAUCCUGAAAAGGUUUUGAGCAUUUUUGGGUGUGGAGAAAUAGGCAGGGCACAUGCUCAUUGUUUCUAUAACAGUUUUGAGUUUAUAGAGAUCAGGCUUUGGAAUAGGACCCUCCAAAAAGCCCAAAAACUGGCCAGCGAACUGAACGAAAAAUACAACACCACAAAAUUUAGAGUUUUCGAAAACAAGGAAGCUUGUGCCAGAGAUGCGGAUGUCAUUAUUACUGCUACAUCACCUGGAAAAGUUCCUCUGAUCAAAUACGAAUGGCUUAAAGAGGGAGUACACAUCAAUGCUACUGGCGUCGUAGGUUCAUCUUUAUCCGACAAAACCUUCGAACUGGAUAGAGAAAUUUACAAGCACUCAGAAGUUUACGUCGAUAAUUGGCCGGGUGCAAAUGCAGAACUGGGAGAGCUUACAGGGUUCGGUGCAAACAUGAAAGCCGAAGUCGGUGAAGUUAUUUUAGGUAAAAUCGCUGGGCCCGAUGGAAAACAAAUAAGUGUGUUUCAAAGUUUGGGAAUGGCUUCAGAAGAUUGUGCAAUGGCAAGAUUGAUUUACGAUUUGUACAUGAAGAAGCAGCAAAAAAAUACACAUUAAUUAGAUUAUAUUUUUAUUACAAUUGACAUCCAUUUUCAACUACACUGGACUACUAACUACUCCUAAAUAUAGUUUGCUUGGUCCACAGAAAAGGACGUGUUUUAUAACAAAGAGCAAAUAAUUCUUAUAGCAGAAAACUAUUAUAAUAAAGUUUCAAUAAAAUAUAUUCAAAAGGAAAACAAACAACAGGAUUUUAAUAAGAAAUAUACUAUACCUUAUAUAGGCUCUGUCAAGUUAGUCAAAGUGUGCUUUACUGAGCCGAUGAUAUUUUGAACUGUGUUAUAGGAAGAACAAGAUGAGGGGCUAACUUGAUGCUCAGCCCCUCCAAAAUGUUGGAAAUCAGAUCGAAAAAAAAUGAAUUCUCAUGCAAUCUGAAGUGUGCUGAAUUGUGCUGUAUGAAGUUUUUUUUGAAAAUUUUCAUAUUAGGCUAUUUUUCAACCAAAUCCUACUGGGGGGCUAACUUGACGCUCAGCUCUCUCAAAAUUUUGGAAAUCAGAUCAAACAAAAAUAGAUUCUUAUGCAAUCUGAAGUGUGCUGAACUAUGCUGUAUCAGGUUUUUCUCAAAAUUUCCAUAUUCGGUUAUUUUCUCACAAAAUCCUACUGGGUGGAUGUAACUUGACGCUCAACCCCCCAAAAUUUUUGAAAUUAAAUCAAACAAAAAUGGAUUCUUAUUCAAUAUUUAAUUGCUCGGAGUAGGUGUGAGUGCCGUACUAUUUUUGCGUAAGGAUUUCGCUGUUGAAGUGUAUCCUACAAAAAAUUAAAAUUCAAUCUAGUCCACACUUCAGAUUGAAUAGGAAUCCAUUUAUGUUCGAUUCGAUUUUCAAGAUUUUGGGGGGCUGAGCGUCAAGUUAGCCUCCUAGUAGGAUUUUGUCGCAAAAUAACCGAAUAUGAAAAUUUUCAGAAAAACCUGAUACAGCACACUUAAUAUUACAUAAGAAUCAAUUUUUGUUUGAUCUGAUUCCCGAAAUUUUUGGGAGCCUGCGCGUCAGUUACUAGCCCCCCACAGUAGGAUUUUGCCGGAUAAUGACCGAACAUGCCUGGAUUAGGGGGGGGCGGCUAAAGGGGUUGGGGAGCCCUGGAACCCGGGCCCCGUGGUCCGCAGGGGCCCAACUUUUGAAAAACGCACGUUGAGGCGUUGAGUAGAAACGUCUACAAAGAUAAUCAUUAAGUCAUAUAAUCCAAGUACAUUUUAGAAAAUUGAUCCGUUUCCGAAUGUGUACACUAUUUUUAAAAAUUUAUUUGUCAAUACCUAUAACCAAAGUUACGGAAAAGAUAUUUUGACUUAUUUUCGUAAAUCAUGUAGGUAUACCACCGUCUUCUGUUAUAUCAGGAAUAUAGUUUUCUUUUUAUAUUCAAGGCGAGCCCGAAAUAGGUGCGCAUUUUGUUAUGAUAGAUAGAGUACAGUAGGACAAUCACUUUUUGCAUAAGUACCUACAUGGGUCCACAAAUUUUGACUUUUUGGUUUUAGAUUCAAAAUGCCUUGAGCGAUUUUUUUCAAAUUUUCGGAAUGUUUGCUAUGUUCUCAAGCAUCUUUCUAAAAAAUUCGUUCGAGUUCCACUUUUCUAGGACCGGAUCUAGAGCAAUUCUCAUUUUUUUAAAAGGAAAACUUGGUACGCCCCUAGGUUUUCUGACAAAUUUUAAAUUAUUUUUUGAUUCCUUGUUUAAUUUUAGACAAAAAAGAUAUCUUGAAUUUUUCUUGUUCGAUGCGGCGUUUACGAGCUAAAAAAUAAAAAUCAAUGUAUUGUUUGGAAAAUUUCGUUGUUCGAUACACUUCCCAGCUAAAAAAAUAAGAGUCGGUCUAGGUCCGGUCCUGGAAAAGUGGAACCCAAAUGGAUUUUUCAGAAAGAUGCUUGAAAACAUCGCAAACACUAUGAUAAUUUGAACAAAAUCGCUCAAGGCAUAUUUAAUCUAAAGACAAAAAAUCAAAAUUUUCCGAAAAUUUCAACACCCUGCAUUUUCUUAACGAGACGUUUGUCUACAUGUUUCCGUACCUAUGCAAAGAGUGAUUGUCCUAUUGAACUCUAUUUAUCAUAGGAAAAUGUGCACUUAUUUCGGACUCACGCUGUAUUUUUUUGUACCCCUAAAACUUCCUUAGCUCCGGGCCCCAUGAAAGCUUAAUCCGGCCAUGUGACCGAAUAUGGAAAUCUUGAGAAAAAUUUGAUACAGGACAGUCCAGCACAAUUCAGAUUGGUUGAGAAUCCAUUUUGGUAUCAUCUGAUUUUCAAAAGUUUGGGUGGGCUAAGCGUCAAGUUAGCCCCCCCAGUAAAAUUUUGUCAGAAAAUGACCGAAUAUAGAAAUUUUGACAAAAACCUGAUACAGCUCAGUCCAGCACACUUCAGAUUGGAUAGGAAUCCAUUUUAGUUUCAUCUGUUUUCAAAAUUUUGGGGGGGCUGAGCUUCAAGUUAGUCCCCCCAGUAGAAUUUUGUCGGAAAAUUACCGAAUAUGGAAAUUUUGAGAAAAACCUGAUGCAGCUCAGUUCAGCACUCUUCCGAUUGAAUAAGAAUCCAUUUUUCUUUGAUCUGAUUGUCAAAAUUUUGAGGGGGUUGAGCAUCAAGUUAGCCCCCCAGUGGGAUUUUGGCGGAUAAUGACCGAAUAUGAAAAUUUUCAAAAAAACUUGAUACAGCACACUUCAGAUUAGAUAGGAAUCCAUUUUUGUUUGAUCUGAUUCCCGAAAUUUUGGGGGCGCUGCGCGUCAAGAUAGUCCCCACAGUAGGAUUUUGUCGAAUAAUGACCGAAUAUGGAAAUCUUGAAAAAAACUUGAUACAGCACAGUCCAGCACAAUUCAGAUUGCAUAAGAAUCCAUUUUUGUUUCAUCUGAUUUCCAAAAGUCAAGUUAGCCCCCUAGUAGGAUUUUGUCGCAAAAUGACCGAGUAUGAAAAUUUUCAGAAAAACCUGAUACAGCACAGUUCAGCCCACUUCAAAUUGCAUAAAAAUCCAUUUUUGUAUGAUCUGAUUCCCGAAAUUUUGGGAGGGCUGCGCGUCAAGUUAGCCCCCCACAGUAGAAUUUUGUCGGAUAAUGACCGAAUAUGAAAAUCUUGAGAAAAACUUGAUACAGCACAGUCCAGCAUAAUUCAGAUUGGUUGAGAAUCCAUUUUAGUUUCAUCUGAUUUCCAAAAUUUUUGAGGUGCUGAGCGUCAAGUUAGCCCCCUAGUAGGAUUUUGUCGCAAAAUGACCGAAUAUGAAAAUUUUCAGAAAAACCUGAUACAGAACAGUUCAGCACACUUCAGAUUGCAUAAAAAUCAAUUUUUGUAUGAUCUGAUUCCCGAAAUUUUGUAAGGGCUGCGCGUCAAGUUAGCCCCCCAAAGUAGGAUUUUGUCGGAUAACGAUCGAAUAUGGAAAUUUUGACAAAAACCUGAUACAGCACAGUUCAGCACACUUCCGAUUACAUAAGAAUCUAUUUUUCUUUGAUCUGAUUUUCAAAAUUUUGAGGGGGUUGAGCGUCUAGGAUUUUGGCGGAUAAUGACCGAAUAUGGAAAUUUUGAGAAAAAUCUGAUACAGCACAGUUUAGCACACUUUGCAUAAGAAUCCUGGCUAGCAUAACAUAAAAAUCACGACAGACAGAAAAGAAGCAACCGACAGACUGAACGUGAGAAGGGUGAAAGAUAAAAUCGUGGCACACACCCUGAAAACAGCCGAAGAACUUAUGGACCAGGGGAGAGCGGUAGAAUUUGGAUGGAGGAAGGGACAUGACAGGACAAACUAUGGAAAUAGAGAGGCGGACAAAUUAGCGAAACAGGGACAAGCAGAAAACCACAUACUAGACGAACUCACGGAAUACUCUUUCACAAACAGACAAGCCCGCAAGAAAGACAUCAGAGACCAAAGGGUUAUAGAAAGAUGGCAAAGGGCAUAGGAGUUAGAGCCCAAGGGCAGAGAGUUGUUCAGACACUGUGCCCAAGUCGGAUUGGACAGGCUAGACCUGAGUUUCAAGGCCACCCAAUUGGCGACGGGCCACGGUAACUUCCGGCAGUAUCUGCUCCGCUUCAAACUUCAGGAGAUAAAUGAGAACUGUGUCUGUGGGCUGGAUAUACCCUGGAGGACGCUCAACAUGUGCGGGAGGCGUGCGUAGAACCCGACAGAACAUCCAUCAGAACUGAAAUACUACACGAAAAAGGAGACCUUACUAUCAGACUUGGGGUAGACAAUAAAAACCUCAACGCACAGGUAGCUAAACUAAACAAGUGGGACAGUGAAAAAUAGUGACCUAGUGGAAUAGUGUAAAAAACUAAGAACAACCUUAGGCUAAGGAGAACUAGAAUAAGAACUUAGAAUAUGGGCUUGCACGCCAACCUAGAUAAAAAAAAGAGCACACCCGCUAACUAUCCAUGGUCGGAGUUAGGUGUAGGGGUUCUGGAAUUGGAACAGGUGUUGCCUUGACAGUGGUUUUGUUACCUAGUUGGUCCGUAUAUUCAGAUUGGCAAGUUAGCCUCCUCCAGUAGGAUUUUGUCGGAUAAUGACCGAAUAUGGAAAUUUUGAGAAAAACCUGAUACAGCACAGUUCAGCACAUUUCCGAUUGCAUAAGAAUCCAUUUUAGUUUCAUCCGAUUUCCAAAAUUUUGGGGGGGCUGAGCGUCAAGUUAGCUUCCCCAAUGUAGGAUUUUGUCGGAUAAUGAUCAAAUAUGGAAAUUCUGAGAAAAACCUGAUACAGCAUAGUUCAGUACACUUCUGAUUGCAUAAGAAUCCAUUUUUGUUUGAUUUGAUUUCCAAAAUUUUGAGGGGGCUGAGCGUCAAGGUAGCCCCUCAUCUUGUUUUUCCUAUAACUUUGGUAUUGGAACGACACAGUUUAAAAUAUCAUUGGCACAGUAAAGCACACUUCAAGCACAGUAAAUGGUUGCAAUUUUGUUAGAAAAUUCGAAUGUGGUGGGGCUAACUUGACGGAGCCCCUUAUACAAAUGGAGAUAAUUAUUAUAAUGAAGCAGGUUUACAGAAAAAAAUGGGUAGACUAAUGCCUAGAUAUUCCUUGCUUUGCAUUAAUUGAAAAAUAAUUUCUUCACUCAAUGUCUCAAAGAUAAACUAAGAGAGCUUCCCAGGUGUAGAAUUGAUAGGUACUUUUGUGCAGUUUAUACUAACCCAUUAUCUACUGAUAAGCCUAAUAUUCGUUUUGGUUUUUGCUUAAAUUCGAUUAACACAAACAAAAAACAAAGAUAAACAAUCAAAUAUUCACAACACUUACUAGGUUUUGGCAUUUGAACACCCUGUAAUAGAUAAUUUUCACAUUACAAAUCCGGUAAAUAAAUACAUGUUUUCAGUACAAGUUGGAUGAUACCGAAACGACUAAUAGGAUAGUUUACCGGACAAGUGAUGGUACAACAUUUUAUUUCAUACUGUUUAAAAUCAAACAAUAGCAAUUAUUUUCUAUAGACAAUAAUACCAAUAAAAACCAUAGAGUUCUUUGUGGAAAUAGUCUGGUAAUGUUAUGUUGUGUCUGAAAAAGGCAGUUUCCGUAUGAGUUUGGACCUAAAUUUCUUCUAAGAGCAAGAAAAUAAGUUAGAGUAAUAAGUCAAGCAAAACUGCUCAAAUUUGUCUUGCAUCCUUUGAGAUGCACUUAGUGCAAUCUUUCUGCAUACAAUAUGUAAGUAAGACUAAAUUAAUUUGAAUAUCUAUUUAACAAUUAACAUAAUACUUAAAUAUACAGUAUGAAAUAGAGACAAUUGGAAAACCUUAAAAGUCUAUGUCACAUGAUUUAAACUAUAAUACAGUUUCUGAAAAAUUUUAUCGUGCCAGUUCGUUGUUCAUACUGGCACUAUUGUUCAUGCCGUGAUGUAAUACUCCCGCCUCUGGAUACAUUUUUCACGCAUAAUGUAACACAGAGCCACUGUUAUGAGAACAGCGAUGGCUAUUCCCAUUCCGAUGCUGACCCAAAUGAUUUCUUCGUUGAUGCCCUGAUAGGAU